This is a messenger RNA of Symbiodinium natans, 1953 nucleotides long. Lineage: Eukaryota; Dinophyceae; Suessiales; Symbiodiniaceae. The record is from the annotation of a GenBank genome assembly.
AUGACCUCGGGGCCGGAGGCCGAGGUUGACCAGCUCCUGCAGCUGCUCCAGUCGACGAGCAAUGCUGGCCGCAGUCAGGCCGAGGCUCAGCUGGAGGCCUGGUGUCAGAAUCCGAGCUUCCUAAGAGUGCUGAUGACGCGCUGUCAUCACGCACCAACCAUCGGCAGUCGCCAGCUGGCUGCGACCAUCCUCUCCUGGAGGAGGGGCUCUGUAGCACUCUACCGCUUCGUGCUCCUUUCUGCGGAUGCCACCAGCCUCGACCCGCCUCGAGAUCUUGGCGUGAAGAUUGGGCUUUACUUUUGCUUCAUGUUUGUUUUAACGCGCAACUUGCUCUUCUAUCUCCGUGAUGAGCGGCCGUGCGGCCCGGGCGAUGUGGAGGAGGAGAUCGCUUUGCUCUCAGGCUACGCGCUGGCUCUUGUGCUUUUCCUUGGGACGGCCUGCUUGGCCCAGGAUGCCUGGGUCUCGGCAGUCCGUGCUGGAGGCUUCUCUUCGCCUCUUACCGGCCCUGCAGCCGGGUGCCUUCAUUCAGGCGUGGCUCGCAGCGCGGCUGGUACUGACGUCCUGGUGAGAGAGGAGGAAACAUCUUUCGAAAGGAGAGAGGUGCAAGCUCCUGCAUCCACGACACUAGGAUUUCAUGACGAAGGCCAGAAGGACGAGUUCAAGUGGAACUUGCUCGUGUUCGCACUUUUCCUGGCCUACGCGCUGUGCGAUUUGGACAAGGUGAACUUGUCGGUUGCCAUCCUGCCGAUUCAGGAUCGCUUCGGUCUUUCCGAGGCUGAUGUGGGUACCGCUUCCAGCUCCUUCUUCUGGGGAUACAUGCUGACGCAGCUCCCCGGAGCAAUGCUGAUUCAGCAGCUACCUGGUGGAGCUGCCACUGUGCUGGGCCUCGGCGUGUUCAUCCAGAGCGUGGGCACAACCUGCACCGCGGCAUUAGAAUACGUCACCGACUCCCAGGUGGCCUUGGCAGUCCUUUGCGCCUCCCGUGCCCUGGUCGGCCUUGGGGAAGGCCUCGGCGUCCCUGCCAUUGGCGCUUCCCUCGGUCAGCUCCCGAAUGACCGGCGCUCCUCCGGGACCAGCGUGGUGUAUUCUGGAUCCACGACAGGCGUGGGCUUAGGUUUGCUGGCAUGCCCCUUCCUGAUCCAGCACUUUGGUUGGCCAUUCGUUUUCUGGGCGUUUGCCAGCGCGGGACUCGUUUGGACCGGCUGGUGGGCCUUCAUCUGUGCAGACCAGCAGGAGAGCGAAGACAAGACAACGGAAGGCGCCGUGCCAUGGAAGGAGAUCCUCCGCAACAAGGGCGUGUGGUCUGUCGUGGCGUGCCACGCCAUGAGCAACGUCGCAUUCUACUCGCUUCUGACUUGGAUGCCUACCUUUUUCAGCAAAGGAGCUGGGCUCAGCAUCGAGGCGGCAGGCUUUUGCGCCUUCCUUCCUUACCUGUUCGGUGCUUUGGCAAGCCCCUUGGUUGGUCAGCUGGCAGACAAACUGCUCAAAGACGGUUGGGAGGUCAGCUUCCUCCGACGGGUCUUCCAAGGUGUGGCUUUCUUCGGUGGCGCCAUCUGCAUGCUCCUCAACGCAUUCCUCGGACCAUCCUUAGGAACUGUUGGUCAGGUGGCCCUCCUGGUGGCCGCGACCACGCUGAAGUCUGCGGAUCGAGCUGGGCUUUUCUGCACCCACGCCGACCUCAGCCCGCGAUACGCGGGCGCCCUGCUGGCCCUGUCCACCACGGCAGGAGCCAUAGCGCCCAUCCCAGACAUGGUGAAUGCCUUGUCUCGUGCCAUGAAACUUGGUUGCGCUGAGGUGAUUGAGUUCAUCGGCAAGCUCAUCGAUGAGACGGGGUCCUUUGGAUUGGGUCUCUUCGCGCCUUUGAUUGACGGUUUCAGUGAUUGCCAAGUGUCCGGAACGUCAAGCUUUACCGCCAGGUGCCAGUCGCCAUUGCGCAGGUUCUCGGGGGUCUGA